Rhizoctonia solani is the source of this 1290-nucleotide messenger RNA. RefSeq names its product alcohol dehydrogenase. Lineage: Eukaryota; Fungi; Basidiomycota; Agaricomycetes; Cantharellales; Ceratobasidiaceae. The transcript has 11 exons. The record is from RefSeq and is a predicted model, not a curated record. Bases 1 to 1290 code for a protein of 429 amino acids.
AUGCAAGCAGCAGCCAAUGCAGUCCAAAACCACAUGGGACUUGUUGAAGUCCCAGUCGAGCCAUCUUACAAGGCUCGCGAGGAUGGGUCCAAGAUGAAGGCACUCGCCUGGUUUGGAUCCAAUGAUGUACGAAUGACUCAGGUUCCUGUCCCAGAUAUCACCCAGCCCGACGAUGUGAUUGUCAAAGUCACCGGGACGACCAUUUGUGGAUCUGAUUUGCAUUUGUACCAUGGAGAGAUCUUCAUGGGUGUCGUAGACAGAGUCGGAGAGAACGUCAAGAACCUAAAGCCUGGUCAACGAGUGGUUGCUUCAUUCCAAAUUGCAUGCGGCCAGUGCAGUUACUGCAAACAGAAGCUGAGCAGCAUGUGCGACAAGACAAACAACAGCUCCCUGCAGAACGCUAUGUACGGAACCCGCGAUGCCGGAUUCUUCGGCUAUUCUCACUUCACUGGUGGGUUCCCAGGUGGACAGGCGGAGUACGUCAAGGUUCCGUACGGAAACGUCAACCUCCUGCCGAUCCCGGACAAUGUAACGGAUGAGCAAGCCAUCUAUCUUUCGGACGUGAUCCCUACCAGCUAUCAUUGCGUUGUCGACACUGGGGUGAAGGAAGGUGAUAUCGUAGCCGUCUGGGGUCUUGGUCCGAUUGGCCAGUGUGUUGCCCGCUGGGCGCAAAUCAAGGGUGCCAAGCGUGUAAUUGGUAUUGACUCACACCCUCAGCGCCUGGCCUUUGCAUCUGAGAAGCUCGGCAUCGAGACCUUGAACUUUAAGGAACACUCGGAUGUUCUGAGGAGACUACGCGAGCUUGUUCCUGGUGGAGUGGAUGUCGCACUCGACUGCGGAACCUUCCACGAGCCCAAGACUCUGUUGCACAAAGUUCAAAAGACCUUGAUGCUCGAAACUGAUGUUUCGGAAACCGCCAACGAGAUGAUCAAGUCUGUGAGAAAGAUGGGUCGAUGUGGUGUCAUUGCCGCCUAUUCGGGAUACACCAACCAGUUCAACAUUGGUGCACUGAUGGAGAAGGGAGUGAGGUUUAUCGGUAACGGCCAAGCUCCGGUUCAUUUGUACUGGGAGGAAAUUCUAAACGACUAUAUCAUUCCUGGAAAGUUCGACCCAACCUUCAUGAUCACCCACCGUGUUCCAAUCGAUGACAUGGCCAAACUGUACGCCGCCUUCGACAAGCGUAUCGCUGGAGUCGAGAAGGUGUUUGUCGAAACUCGGUUCUCCAACCCACCGUCCCAGGGAUGUCCGACGGUGUCUAGGGUAGAUGACUGGGAGACGGCUACACACUAA